Sorghum bicolor (sorghum) is the source of this 1290-nucleotide messenger RNA. RefSeq lists its product as uncharacterized. Bases 307 to 951 code for a protein of 214 amino acids. The record is from RefSeq and is a predicted model, not a curated record. Lineage: Eukaryota; Viridiplantae; Streptophyta; Magnoliopsida; Poales; Poaceae. The transcript has 5 exons.
UGCCCGUUUUCCGAGGCUCCGUUCCUGGCCAGUGGCCCCCAUCGCUCGAUCCUCCUCGCUCUCUGAGUCUCCUCGGCUCCUCGCUCGGCCCUCCUCACCUCAAGGGGCGGCGCCCCCGUUCGUUGCGUAUUCCGCAAGUUGGUCGGCCUCCCUCCGCCGUGGGAGGGGAAAGCGGAGGAGGAAGAGGAGCCAAGCGGUUAAGCCAGCUCGGCCGCUCGCCUCCCACCCAAAUCCCCCCGGAACUACUCGAAUCCCCACCCAAGCAACACCCCGGAAAAGGCGUGAAGCGCCCGCGGUCGGGGGCCGAUGGUGGUGCGGCGGCUGGGCGGCGCGGGGCGCGCGCUGCUCACGCUCCCCAAUAUCCGGAGGCGGGCGUCCAACUCCUGGGCCGCUGUCUGCGACACCUUCUUCUCCACCAAGCAAGUGUUCGAGAACCACCGCAUCGUCUUCACCGUCGGCACCUCCAUCGCCUCCGUCCUCACGGCUUGGGCUGGCUAUUCACUUCGUCAGGUUCAUCAAUCAAGGAUUGAAAGGAGGCUUGAGUCAAUUGAAUCAUCUCUGAAGGGUAACCACAAAGUUGAACAUGAAGAGAUAAAAAAGAUUGUCACUUCCAGCAAUAUUAGCGCUCCAGCCUGUGUAGCCACGGCGAUGACCACAAUGGUUGUUGGGUACACGCUAGGAUGGCGAGGUGGUGCUUGGUAUGCUCGAAGGGCCUUCAGAAGAGAGCAACAAAAGCUGAUGAUGGGUCACAUGAAGUCACACAACAGAUGGCACUGGCGGCCCUUCAACCGGCUCAGGAACAGGCUCAGAAACAGCAGGUUAGCCUCCAAGAACAAGAGCACCAACGCCCAUCCGUCGGUGGGUCAAAGCAGCGAGGCCCCCUCAACCUCAAGCAGCGGGGCCUCUGCGGACGUUAGCAGUGCUGCUCAGUCAGCAGUGGGCAGUGCAUGAGCUAUAUAUGCAUACUACAUGGACUAGGAUGUAAACUUGAGGGCGCGUAGUCCAUAUGUCUUGCUAGAACAGAUAAUGUGACUUGUAGGUACUUAGGUCGAUCUGUGGUGGAUCAUUUUUGUAGCAUAUUAAGGUCAUAAUGCACCCAACUACAUGCGUGAAACAACUGACUGACGACAGACUACUGCUUGUGGUGUUCCGGUUGCACAAUUCCCUUGCACACUGUUAUAGAAUUGAGAAAGCCUUGUGGAGCCAGAUCGUCUCACUUACCCGUUGUACCAAUAUUGUCACAUUUACAACUGUUCGGCUGGCUAAAAAAAAGGCUGCUGAUGAUGCUAA